This is a messenger RNA of Dentiscutata erythropus, 351 nucleotides long. The record is from the annotation of a GenBank genome assembly. NCBI's taxonomy places the organism in Eukaryota, Fungi, Glomeromycota, Glomeromycetes, Diversisporales, Gigasporaceae.
AUGGGGAUGCUUGAAAUGCUCUACUAUAAUCUUUACCAAAGGCUGCCCAAAUCAUUAAAAAAAAAGACUAAAGUAAACAAUCAAGUUUUACUAAUGGAUAAUAUAAAUACUAUAGAUACUAACAUUAAUCUUUUUUUUGAGGAAGAACUUUUUGAUAUAGAAGAGUUGCAACUUGAAAUUGAAAUGAUUGAUACUGAAAUGAAUGAUGACAACUUGGUGAUGGAAAAAUUCUUUGAUUUUAAAGCUUAUAAACAAAAACAAGAAAUAAGUGAAGAAAGCUCACCUAUUCACCACCAAAGUUUUACUUAUAUUAAUGAGGAUUGGUCAAUUGAUGACAUCUUCAAAACCUAA